Molecule: messenger RNA, 2088 nt
Organism: Hibiscus syriacus
Lineage: Eukaryota; Viridiplantae; Streptophyta; Magnoliopsida; Malvales; Malvaceae
Exons: 5
Coding region: 1-2088 (695 amino acids)
Source: RefSeq, a predicted model, not a curated record
AUGAAUUUUCUAAGUUCAACCGACAUUUCAAAAGUGCUUACAUUGCGAGAAGAUAUUUUUGAAGCCAUCUGUAUCCGACUUUCCGUGAUCUUUACCCAAGAAAUCUUCCUCGAAGAUCCGCCUGGAGGGGUCGGCGCUGCUACAGCCGAUCCUGCUGACCACGCCGCCUGCUCUACAGAUCUUGUCUGUCCUUGGGCAUCUACAGCGGGAUUAUGUCGGAUCGGUUUGGAAUCAUCCAAUGUUGGUUGGUUUGGUCAGUUUUAUCAUAUAUUGUAUAGAUCUUCUCCAUUUAUGUUUUCGAUUUUGGUUGCUGCAUGUCCUGUUUUGGUUUGCACUGCUGUUUUGCUUGGUCUUCUUUUGAGUUUUGGGUCGCUGAACAUACCCGAAGUUGAGGAAAAGGGAGAAGAAGAGAAAGAUAGUCAUGGAGUUUCAUCAUUGAAAACUGGAGCUACUGAGUAUGUUUCUAUAGUCCAGAGAGAUGCCGAUCGUGAUGGUUUUGUUGUAGAAAGACAUGUAAAAAAGACGAGAGGUAUAGUAGAGAAUGGUUUCGAGAAAGUUAGUUUGGUCAAUAAUGAGGGAAUGUCGAAUGGUUUGUUGUUCGAGAAGAAGAGAGAGAUGCUGGGGAGUGAUAGUGCAUUCCGUAAUGUGGAGCUUGCGAAGGAUCAAAGUAAUUUGGCAGAUAAGGUAACUGAUAGGAAUCUUGAUGUGGGCAAAUUUGCAGCAGAUUUCAGUGAUGUGCCAAAGGAUAAAGAUGAUGAUGACUAUUUGGAUUCCGGUUCUGAUGGUUCCUCUCCUGAUGUUUUCAAUGGAGAAUAUAAUGCCGAGAGGUCUCAUGGUAGUAUUAACGAUGAUAGUGUUGAUUCAGACGAGUUAGAGAACCUGAGGGAGGAAGAUAAUGAUGACAAUGAAGGAAAAGGACCAAAGACGGAUACCGAAGAUGAAAGUAAAUCUGCAAUUAAAUGGACAGAGGAUGAUCAGAAAAAUCUCAUUGAAUUGGGGACUUCAGAGCUUGAAAGAAACCAACGAUUGGAGAUUCUUAUGGAAAGGAGAAGAGCCUGUAAAAACAUGAAUUCCAUGACUGAGAAGAAUUUAAUAAACUUAGAUGGUGCUGGCAUUUCCUCACACAUCACACUGAUUUGUACUAGAAAAAACCCAUUUGAACUUCCAUAUGAUUCCUGUGAUGAUCUAGGAUUACCUCCCAUUCCAGGGUCAGCUCCAUCCAUUUUGCUGCCAAGAAACCCUUUCGAUCUUCCUUGUGACUCAACCGAGCAAAUACCUGUUCCUAAAGCAGACACUUUCCCAGUAGAUUUUUCAGAUUUUAAUCAAAGGGAAAUAGCUCUUCAAAGAGAAUCCAUCUUUCGGAGACAUGAAAGCUUCAAUGUGGGACCGUCAUCUUUUGGUUUUCCUAGACAAGAGCUUAAUUGGAAACCUUUUUUUGUUCCAGAUCGGGUAGUAACAGAAGGAACCUCAUUCCUGAGGCAGUUAAGUGAAGCUAGUGACUCGAAGAUGAGCUCUGUUCUUGGUACGGAACUAGUGAGUUCAGUUCCAGGCGAAGAGGACAACAAGCCAAAUGAGCAUGGUGUUUCUCGAGAAACUGAACCGAUCUUGAAUGAAGAUCAUGUUUCUGUCCACGAUGAACAAGAGAGCCAAUCAUCUGGGAAUGUUAGAUCCAUUAAUGUUAUCCUAGCCGAGAAUCGAGAUGUUCACCAUGAUGUGGUUGAGAUCGUUUUGGGAGGUGGAGAAAAUCAUCUGGAAACUGAAUCAGAUUUGUCUGAAGCUGCAACAACUGCUCAUAUAGAAUUCGAUGCCAGUGAAAUCCAUUCUGAAAGAGAAAUGAUUAUGGAGGAUUCUAGCAAAACAGAUGAAGAAAUAUCUGAUGUCAAGGGAGAAGAUUUUGCAAGUUUCGAAUCUGAAGAAAAUGAAACUAAAGAAUCUGACUUUUCUACGCAACCUUCAUUUGAGGAAUCAGAGUUUCCUUCUACGAGUAGGGCGGUGGAUGAUAAUCAAAAUAGGCAGGCUGUUUAUGAUUCCAGUCCUCCAUCACUCGAAAAUUCUUCUCAUUUUCAUCUGUCUCUUCUAGCACAUUAG